This is a messenger RNA of Astyanax mexicanus (Mexican tetra), 7000 nucleotides long. RefSeq names its product tripartite motif containing 3b (gene trim3b). Gene Ontology annotation, biological process: negative regulation of translation; proteasome-mediated ubiquitin-dependent protein catabolic process; protein polyubiquitination. Lineage: Eukaryota; Metazoa; Chordata; Actinopteri; Characiformes; Acestrorhamphidae. Gene Ontology annotation, molecular function: zinc ion binding; protein binding; ubiquitin protein ligase activity. The transcript is spliced from 14 exons. Bases 426 to 2744 code for a protein of 772 amino acids. The record is from RefSeq and is a predicted model, not a curated record.
CUUCUGUUCUUUGGGAUUCUUCUGUUCUUCCACUCUUUAGAACUGAGGCCAGUUUAGAUGCAAUACUGCUGCUUCAUUGCCUUUUUUAUUAUAAUUAUUAUCAUUCAUUAAUAGGUGCUUGUGUGGUCACAAGGUGUCUUGUGUGUGUGUGUGUGUGUGUGUGUGUGUGUGUGGCAGGCAGGCAGACACUCGAGCUGGAACAGAGAGGAGUGAACUUGCGCUACAGGAUCACAUGAGAAGGUGAGUUGGAGGGCUUUAAGUGGAGAACUCCAGAGUACCAGGUCUUACACUCUGCUUUACCUGCUUCACUUUAUCAACGUUCACCCUCCAGAAAACUUAAGAGUUGACACCCUGGGCAUGACCUCCAGCACAGCUGACGCAAUGGUUGGGUUAAGGUGUGUCCCGGCCUCUGGCCCCUGCCGUGGAUGUCUGUCACCAUGGCCAAGCGCGAGACGGGCAGCACGAGUCCAGUGGUGCGGCAAAUAGACAAGCAGUUCCUGGUCUGCAGCAUCUGCCUCGAUCACUACCACAACCCAAAAGUCCUGCCCUGCCUGCACACCUUCUGUGAACGGUGCUUACAGAACUACAUCCCACCCCAGUCUCUGACCCUGUCCUGCCCGGUGUGCCGACAGACCUCCAUCCUGCCUGAAAAGGGCGUGGCAGCUCUGCAGAAUAAUUUCUUCAUCACCAACCUGAUGGAGGUGCUGCAAAGAGAUCCGGAGUGCUCCCGGCCCGAAGCCUGCAGUGUGCUGGAGUCGGUCAGCGCCGCGGCCGCUGGCAAACCUCUGUCCUGCCCCAAUCACGAGGGCAAGGUGAUGGAGUUCUAUUGCGAGUCGUGUGAAACAGCCAUGUGUCUGGACUGCACGGAGGGCGAGCACCGGGAACAUGUGACUGUCCCACUGAGGGACGUCCUGGAGCAGCACAAAGCAGCACUGAAGAACCAGCUCGACGCCAUCCGCAACAGGCUUCCUCAGCUAACAGUGGCUAUAGAGCUGGUCAGUGAAAUUUCCCGGCAGCUCACAGAGCGAAAGAACGAAGCGGUGAAUGAGAUAAGUUGCACCUUUGAAGAGCUGGAGCGAGCGCUGCACCAGCGCAAGGCUGCCCUCAUCGCUGAUCUGGAGAACAUCUGCAGCACCAAACAGAAGGUGCUGCAGGCACAGCUGUCUUCCUUGCAGCAGGGUAAAGAGAACAUCCAGAGCAGCUGCAGUUUCACAGAGCAGGCCCUGAGCCAUGGCAGUGCCACUGAAGUACUGCUGGUGCAGAAACAGAUGAGCGAGAGGGUCAGCGCCCUCGCACGCCACGACUUCCCUGAGCGCCCGCACGAGAACGCCCACCUGGAGUGUCAGGUGGAGACGGAGGGACUGCGGCGCUCCAUCCAGAACCUGGGCGUGUUGCUGACCACCAGCGCGGUUGGACACACCAGCGUGGCCACCGGAGAGGGUCUGAGACACGCCGUUAUCGGCCAGCACGUUACAAUAACCGUCACCACCAAAGACAAAGACGCAGAACUGGUGAGGACCGGAAACGCUGCUUUAAAAGCAGAGAUAACAGGACACGAUGGGGGGCGUGUGGCUGAGGUAGAGGUGGUGGACAAUAAGAAUGGAACGUAUGAGGUGGGCUAUACGCUAAAGAGUGAGGGGGAGUACUCCGUCUCUCUGCUGCUGUACGGCCAGCCCGUCCGUGGAAGCCCCUUCAGGCUGCGUGCUGUAAAACCUUGUGAUGUGCCCCAGUCUCCGGAUGACGUGAAGAGGAGAGUGAAGUCCCCAAGUGGGACUGGAGGCCACAUCCGACAGAAAGCUGUCCGGAGACCCUCCAGCAUGUACAGCACCACAAAGAAGAAGGAGAACCCUAUCGAGGAUGAGCUGAUCUACAGAGUAGGCACAAGAGGAAGGGAGAAGGGAGAGUUCACUAAUCUACAAGGCAUCUCCACCUCCAGCAGUGGCAGAGUGGUAGUUGCAGAUAGCAACAACCAGUGUAUACAGGUGUUUACUAAUGACGGGCAGUUUAAACUAAGGUUUGGAGCACGUGGUCGCUCCCCAGGGCAGCUGCAGAGGCCAACAGGAGUGACUGUAGACAUGAAUGGAGACAUCAUAGUGGCAGACUAUGACAACCGAUGGAUAAGCAUCUUCUCCUCAGAUGGGAAGUUUAAGAAUAAGAUCGGGGCGGGGAGGCUGAUGGGCCCAAAGGGUGUUGCUGUGGACCGAAACGGCCACAUCAUCGCAGUGGAUAACAAAGCCUGCUGUGUCUUCAUCUUUCAGUCGAAUGGAAAACUGGUCACCAAAUUCGGGGCCAGGGGCACCUCAGACAGACAGUUUGCAGAAAAAAGUGGUGUAAACUUUGCACUGGAGCAAAAGCUUAGUAAAUCUGGCCCUGGGUUCAGUCCUCACUUUGUGGCUGUGAACAACAAAAAUGAGAUCAUAGUGACGGACUUCCAUAACCAUUCUGUUAAAGUGUUCAGUGCCGACGGAGAGUUCCUCUUUAAGUUCGGCUCUCACGGUGAAGGAAAUGGCCAGUUUAAUGCACCAACAGGAGUAGCUGUGGAUGCUAAUGGCAACAUCAUUGUAGCAGACUGGGGCAACAGCAGGAUACAGGUGUUCGACUGCUCAGGGUCCUUCCUGUCCUACAUCAACACGAGUGCAGACCCUCUGUAUGGGCCUCAGGGUCUGGCCCUCACCUCGGAUGGUCACGUGGUGGUGGCUGACUCGGGAAACCACUGCUUUAAGGUGUAUCGUUACCUGCAGUAGCGCCGGGGCCGGCGUGCAGGAGCCGCCUCCACCUCUCCUGCUUUCCCUCUCGUCAAACCCUGUUUUGCACAUUCAUUUCGGCUCGGAACUCUCAACCCAACCCCAGCGGAGAACGAACGGAAAGCACGAGAGCACUUUCCCCCCCCUUCCUUCUUCUAAUGAUGCUGUGCCCCCUUCCUCCUCUCCCCCAAAGAAAGCUAAAAAUACCAGAGUGAGUGAACUGUUGUUAUUGGUAGUAUUUGGUCCUGACCUUAUGAUUGUUUGGGAGGGGGCGGCAGAUAAUCAUAUUGAAAAGCACAGAUGUUUUACAGUAAUCACUAACCUCUAACUCCAGAGGUCAACGUUAAAUUAAAAGUUUGAGUUGUAUAUAUUUCACUGAGCGAAUUGUUGGUUUCUUUUUGUUAUGAUUUUUUUUUUUAAACGAGUGUCUUAACCUUGUUGAAGAGUCACUAGUUUUUUAGGUGGGUUUGGGCUUAGAACGAAAGUAAAGCCUCUGUACCAGCUUCCUAUUCUUCACUCUCUCUCCUUCAGAACGGAGUCACACUGUCUGUCCUUCGACUGCAACACCACGUGGGUUUUCUGACUGUGUAUUUGUAUCUAUAACGCAUAUCCGUGAACCUGUAAAUAUGCAUAUGUGUGUAUAUAUCUGAGAAUAUAUAUGUAUAUGUAACCUGUACAUGUAGCGUUUUUUGGCUUCUUCUCAGCAUAUGUAUUAUUAUGUAUGACGUCACUGUUUACCACUGGUCUGUCGCAACCCCUCGGCUGUACAGAGCUAGUGCUUAGAGUAGCUUUCUUGCAAUCUGGGCACCUAGAGCGUACUGCUGUAUUACCAGUGAGCUUCGAAGUCACAGCACACUCCUCACGGUCUUUGGAAAAGCUCAAAACACAGAGCCAAAAAAGGAUUUAAUUUUAUUUUUCUGGGGUUCUUUUUUUCCAAAUUUUUAUUUUUCUAUUUUGUCAGCCUGUGUUCUGUGUGGGGGUUCUCCUAUUCAAAAAAAAAAGAAAAACCUGUGGAGAAAUAUAUAUAAAAAAAAAACUUAAAAGACAUAUAUAUUGUGUCAGUCAAUUCUCUAUAGACAUAUAGCCACUAUUGGUGCUGUUCCACUGUAUGGUACCUAUACUGCUUAAUUUGUCUUAAUUUGCUUUUUCAUCAGGCAAAUUUGGUACCUGUUACCUGAACCCGCGUCGUUUUUAGUACGUGCUCUAGGCCUGUCCCAAAAAAUCUGAUCUGAGUGAUUGCAAGAGUGAAUGCAAGAGCCCUCAGAAUUCUACCAAUGAAGUGUGGAGCUACUUUGAGUUUUUUAAUGGUUAAAAAUAGUGAUUUCUUUGCGUAGGUAAUGCUAUGCCCCUAUCUCUAGUAUUGUAAGGCUGUUGGGGCAUCUGCUAAAAUCACUGUAUUUGGGAAUGCUGGAGGAGAAUGGAGGUGGGCAAUUUAACAAACGUUUGGACUCGUUAUCAAGUUUCAUUUCAUUUCACACUGGAGUUCUCCUUUAAAAGUCAUUGCUUUUUAAAGGGUGCAGUUGUUAUUGUUUUUUUUAAACUAGGGGCAUAACAUUACAUUAAUAUUGUUCAUUAUAAUAAUUUUUAGGUAACACUUUCUAUGAAUGUCAUCUCUAUAAGACUAUAAACAUCUUCGUAACACAUUAUAAUUAACAUAUUUAUAAAACUCUAUAAUUCAUCAUAGCCAUGUUUAUUAUGCAUCAUGAACUGUGAUUAUAAUGCAUUAAUAGCUGUGUUUAUAACAUGUUAUACGUCAAUACCAAAAAAGUCAGUCCCAGCUUGUAGACUUGUAUCAUGACUAAAAAAUCUUCCAACUUAUAAACACACCCUCAGUAAUCCUAGAAAUAUAUGUUUAACCACUCAUGAAUUAUACUUGUCUUGAAUAUAAUAUUAGUUAUAGUCAAUUAUAAUGUAUUAUAACAGGUCUUUGUGCGCUCUAAGUAAAGUGACAGACUUCCAUUGUAGGACUAGAUUAUUAACGAUAGAUAUAAACUAUUUUAACAUGUAUAUUAUAAGAGUAGCUUAUAAUGUAUUAUGAUCACAAGUCAUAAUGCUUAAUAAACAUGGCUAUAGUGGGUUAUGCAUUUUUAUAAAUAUUUAUAGCCAUGGUCAUAAUGCCUUAUGAAUGCAUUAUAAUAUAUUAUGAUAGUAGUUAUAGAGCCUAAUAAAGAAGACAUUCAUAGGAAGUGUUACCAUUCUUUAUUAUUUCUGGGACAAUAUAAACAAAAACAAAAAGAUUCUAUGGUUGCUCAAUGUUCCAAGCGAGCCAAGUAGGGACUAAAAUAUAAUGCAGAGCACUGAUUGGCCAGAGCGAAUAGUCAUUCAAACACAGUGUUGGUGUUUUGCAAUGUCGCCAGCUAUAGUACAUUUCAGUGGGGUUAUGGAAAAUGAACAAGGUACCAGAACACAAGUAGACUCAAGUAGAGUAGAAACUAUGCAGUGGAAAAACACCAUAUGCUAAUUUCCUGUACUGUCAGGUCCAUGUUAGGUACUGUACUUAAGCAAAAUUUAAAGAAACUAUUUUUAGUUUAGAGAUAGAACGAUCAAUCGUCUGUGUAUCGGCCGAUUUUCAGCCAAAAUAUUAAAUAAUGCUACUGUGCUGUUUAAAAAAUCUAAUUACAGUAAUAUUUUAAGGACAAUUUAGGCCAAGAUAGGAUAGGCCUUCAUAGGGUUGCUAAAUCACGUGGCCGUGCUUGAACCGUCAAUUACCGCUUGCGGCUAUAUUUAUUAUUAUUAUUCUUUUUCUCAAAUUUGUACACAAGGUACAGUAGGACUUUGCAGAUCAUUUCUGAUGAUCAAAUUAACAGAUCAUUUAUUUUCUUCCCACUUUAAGUUCUACAGUGCAGUUCUGAAUGGAUAAUCACAGACUGGAGCUGAGCUGUAGUGUUAGAUUAUUGUUAACUUUUUAUUAUAUUUAAUGGUAAUUAACAGUAGGCUAUUUUAAGCAGUGAGGUGGCAUUGAGAUGUUGGGAUACCCUUUUCUGUGAUAUUGACAUUGUUUAAGUAAACAAAAUCAUAAUUUAAAAAAUGUAACUAUUUACAUAUAUAUCUUUCUCCUGAAAUCUGUUUAAUUUGAUGAGUAAAUUAGUUCCGUUUAUUUACAGUCAGGUUAGAUUCCCAGUGUUUGCUUACAGGUGGCUGUUAUAAGACGGAGCUAUAGCAAUUUAUAGUAUCUGUGUGGCUCAGAGUUGCCAGGUUCGCGGUUUUCCGGCCAAACUGGGCUUGUUUGAAAAUCCAGUCGCGGGUGAAAAUUCAAGGGUGGCGGGAUGCGUUUUUUGGGCUACUUAAAAAAAAAAUGAUUUAAGUAAAAAUCAUUUUUUGACUAAUUAUGUUACUAUUAAAUGUUCUUGACUGGGAUAUAAACUGUUUUAAAAUAACUAAUAAAACAUAAAACACUAAGGUUACAAAAUUAUUAAUGAAAGAUAAAUAUCAAUACUGAUAAUAAAUCCCUUAUAAACAAAAUACUAAGUCUUACACACAUCACAUAGUUGUUCAGUCUUUUGCUUCAAACGUCUGACAGACAUAUUUCGGGCUAGUUAAGCUUCUAAAGGGCGGGUUUUAGACUGACUUUGGGCUGGAUAUUUUUGUUGGACCUGGCAACCCUGGUGUGGCUUUAAUUUGGCGUUUCGCCCCACCCAAGAUCGGUAUCAGCGAUCAGCCGAUCGAGCUGAAAGAAAUCAGAACCAAAAACACAGAUCGGUCCGUCUCUAAUUAUUACUGUCCAGAUACUUAUGGAUCGGACUGUAUACAGAAUUCUAUCUUUCUUUGUACAUAAUCAUGUUCAUUUCUGCUACCAGUGGGUCAUUGUGAUUUCAGUGUGGCAUAGAAAAUGCCAUGUUUUUAUCAGUAUUUCAUAUAUUUUUUUAAUUUAUUUGAUGUUUUGUAAAAAAAAAAAAGUCUCGAUUCUCUGAUUUGUGCGUUUUUAGAAGUGCCCUGCACGAUCCCCACCAGCCAAAGCUCUCAGAACCGUCUUUCUCUUUUCUGUUUUCUCCUGAAGGCCUCUUCUGUGUGUGUGUGUGUAUGUGUGUGUGUGUCAUAGAUCUAAAUUGUCUGUUACACUAUGAGAGAGGUAUAUAUGAAGGGUGGGUUGUGGCUGAGCUGGUGAAGGUCUGUCUCUGUGUCCGUGCGAGAAUUCUGCAUGAUAAUGAGGAUUUACCAGCAGUCGGGACAUUAUCUACUGCACCAGUGAAGUACUUGUAAUGCUGUAUCAUCUUCGGCCAGUCAUUAAAACAGUUUUCUAUUAUACAGUUUGGUGA